UGAGGUGAGCAAGGCAGACGGACCCACUGACGGAGGGAUGGGAGGAAGAGGAGGGAGGGAGGCUGGAGCUUUGCCAGUGUUUCCCAGCAACAACAGCAGUGAGAGGCAGGAAUCCUCCCGCUCUCAUUCACUCGUUUAUUUCCACCUCUUGUUUCAGUCCUUUAUUCCUCCUCUGCUGAUGCCACUUCCUUUCAUUCCUCUCUCUCUCUCCUGGAUUUAGAGGAGGAGGAGGAGGAGGGAGGUGGGAGGGGUGGAGAGGAGCGGCAUUGCGAUACUGCAGGAACAGACUGAGGAGCUACGGGAGAGAAGAGAGAGGGAGAGGAGCAGGAGAGGUGGGAGAAGGAGGGAAGAAAAGAAAGGAGGUGAAAUUAAAGAAGUGGAGCUUUUGAAAAGGAAGAAAUGAGGAGAGAGUAGGAGAGGAGAGAUGACGAGAGGAGAGAGGAGGAGAGGUGGAAAUAAUGAAGAAAGAAAGGUAAAAGAAGAAGAAGAGGAAAGUGAGAGUGUGGAGAAUGAGUUGCUGCAGGGUCAGAAAGAUGGAAGAAUGAUUCAGUACGAGGAAAGAGUGGAAGGAAGGAAAGCCGGCUGAGGCUCUUCAUUUGAGACCAAGUGAGGCGAGUUCUACAGAUUGGCUGCAGGGCGUGAGGAUUGAGGAAAGGAUGGAGGAAUGGACGGCUUCGUGGAGUACAGACCAUCACAGGGGGAUUGAAAACAAUCAUAAAACAAAGUGAACUCAUCCUCCAGGAGUAUCUGCAGAACUUUGCUGCAACCAACAUGAAAACAUCCCAUGAUCAGAUUUGCACUUCCUGUCCGAAACACGGAAAGAUGGAUUUGGAGUUUAGCCAUAUGGAACAAACUGAGGGGAACGUGUUGAGAUGCUGAGGUGCCACUUUACAGAUGAAUACAGUCAGAUAUUUUUGGACGAAUCUUAGCCGUUGGAUGUAUUUUUGAUCAGGAACCUGGCACGUGUUCUUGGACUUUAGUGAGAAAAACUCUGAUCACGUGAACAUCGCUCAGCAGAGGAUGAUUGGAUCGAUGACAGCGAGAAGGGGUUGGAAGAGUUUGAGGAUAUGUUUGGACCUGUGAAGGGAGCAAAGACAGAAGGAUGUUCAUUCGUGCGUGAAAUGAAUGUGAUGCGAGUCAUUGCUUUAAGGGGAACAAUCAUGAAAAACCUGAAGCAGUUUUUUGGUUUCAUGUCUUAUUUUUGAUUGACGGACAGACUGAAUCUUUAUUGUUUGACAGAAGUGAGUAGGAAUAAUAAUCUGCUGAAAACUGAACAUGGUGAUAAAUCUGAUGUACUCACCUGAACGCUUUAGGAUUAACAUAAAUUUGGGAUCCCUCCGCAGCAGUUUGGGAGUUUUAAAGAUCUUUUAGGUUCAACCCCUAAACUUCUUUAUGGAUUUGGUAAAAACCAGAUGUUGAAAAUGAAAAUUAACUCGUUAAAAUGUUUAAACGAUCUGAAAGGACAGACACACUGUUGAUGCUGUGAUUGACGAACCAAGAAACUGCGAGUUUAGGAAAAACCGUGUUGGACGUCAUGUUAUCAUCAUUGUCUGGAUGCAUGGACAGUGUUCUCCUGUUUCAAAAGUAAAAUGAUUCUCACUUUAAAGAGUGUUUUUUUGGAGUUCAGGGGGGAUGGAAAGUCAAACUGAUGGAUGAAAAGCCAUUUUGUUGGAGCAUGAAAAUGAAUUAAAGCUUUGGAGAAAUCUUCUCCGGACUUUGAGGCACCUGUUCUACCUGGAGAGUUUAUGAAACACUACACUCGUGGAUGUUUGCUGCUGAAUGCAGAAGGACAACAAAAGAAAAACCUUUCAGAGCUUUAAAACAGGACACAUCUGGAUAAACAUCUGGGUAAACCUGAGACAGUGAAAAUGGACUAUAUGGAUAUGGACCACCAUCAGCGUUUUUCCUUGAUCGGCUGAGUGUCCAUCGGUCAUGGGUAGAUUGGGUGCCCUUGGUUUGACCCUGGAUCUAUUUUCUGGAGAAGGCUUCAUAGAUCAGCCUUGAUGAUGCGGACCAGGUGUCCCUCCUUCACAGCUGUGGUUUUAAAUCUUUGUUUGAAUAGAUCUGGGUCUUUACAAUGGUGAAUGAGGACGAGAAGAAGCUUGGUCCCAGUUCCUCUUUAAGAUCAAGAAGUUUGAGCAGAUAAUGGAUUGGAAGGAACUGGCGGCUCACAAGCUCAGUCUGUCCCGCAGGAAGAAGUCCCCGCCCGGCUCCGCCUCCCCGCCCGGCCAGUCCCCGGGACCGCUGCUUUACACUGGGGGCUUCAGCGGGGCCUUGCAGCUCUCCCCGCCUGCCAUCCCACCAUGUCUCCUUCGAGCUGGAUCAAAGGUCAAGGACACGCCGGGGAUGGGAAAGGUCAGAGUCAUGGUCCGGAUCUGCUCGGUCCAGGGUGAGUCCUCGGAGUCCAUGUCCUUCCUGAAGGUGGACGGCAGGAAGAAGCAGCUCAUGCUGUGCGAGACGUCGGCCCAGAGACGGUCCUCAGCCUCAGCGCCAAAGACCUUCACCUUUGAUGCCAUCUUCUCGCAGGACGCCUCCCAGGCUGAGGUGUGUUCAGGAACGGUGGCAGAGGUAAUCCAGUCGGUGGUGAAUGGCGCAGACGGCUGCAUCUUCUGCUUUGGGCACGCUCACCUGGGUAAGACAUACACCAUGAUUGGUCGGGAUUGCUCCACCCAGAGCCUGGGCGUGGCUCCGACGGCAAUCUCCUGGCUCUUCAGGGUGAUUGAGGAGCGGAAGGAAAAGUCUGGAGCUCGUUUCUCCGUCAGAGUGUCGGCUGUGGAGAUCUCCGGUCGCGAGGAGACACUCACCGACCUCCUGGCUGAACUGGCGGCCAUAGGCCACCAGGAGGCACCGGGCCCCGCCGUGUCGCUGAGAGAAGAUCCCAUCUGUGGAUCCCAGCUGCAGAACCAGAUGGAGCUUCGGGCGAGCAGUGCCGAGCGAGCAGCAUCCUUCCUGGAUGCUGCCCUGGCAGCAAGGAAGAGCAGCCGAAUGCCGAACGACCAGGAAGUCCGAAGGAACUCCCACUUCCUGUUUACCCUGCACCUCUACCAGGAGAGGCUGGACAAGAGCAACAAGGCAACCAUGUCCGGUCGGAGUCGCCUCCACCUCCUGGAUUUGGGCAGCUGCGAGACGGACAUCAGCAGGACCCGAGAGGGGGGCGGGGGACAGUGUCUGUCGCUCUCGGCACUGGGAAACGUCAUCCUCGCCCUUGCCAAUGAAGCCAAGCACGUUCCCUACAGGGACAGCAAGCUCACCAUGCUGCUCCGCGAAUCCCUGGGCAACAUCAACUGCCGCACGACCAUGAUCGCCCACAUCUCCGACUCUCCGGCGGGCUACAUGGAGACACUGACCACGGUGCAGUUGGCCUCCCGCAUCCACCGCUUGAGGAAGAAGAAGUCCAAGCACACCUCCAGCUCGUCUGGAGGGGAGAGCUCCUGUGAGGAAGGCCCAUCCUGUCGGCCUCCUCGUCUUCGACCCUUCCACCCUCUGACCGUGGCCCUUGACCCGGACGUUCCGCUGCUACUCUCGAGUGAUCCCGACUAUUCCUCCAGCAGCGAGCACUCCUGUGACACUGUCAUCUACGUUGGGCCGGGAGGGAAGGCAAUCUCAGACCGAGAACUGAGCGACAACGAGGGUCCGCCUUCCUUCGUUCCCAUUAUUCCGUCCCUGAACAAAAAGCGAGUCAAAGAUGCACCCAAGUCCGACGGUGACCACUUUAAGUGUAACACGUUUGCAGAACUGCAGGAAAGACUCGACUGCAUUGAUGGCAGCGAGGGCCCGGCCAUGUUCGGCACAGAGAACAAAUCAGUAGCGCUGAAGGCUCAGAGUGUCCCUCUUAAACCCAUAGAGGCAACGUCUCCACCCAAAUCUGAGAAGAACUCGUCCCACAGGUUCUCAGAAAGCACACUGACAACAUACACAGAUAAACCAGAUCAGGAUCAGCCCAAACUACCUUCAGCUGGUGGCUUCAUGGAGACAUCCAAAAGGACGAGUGCAGAUGGAGAGAAGCUUUCAGGCACCCCCGUUCAGCCAUGUGUGGUAAAGUCAGGGGGGGCUCCAACCCAUGACUCAGAGCCUGUAGUUCGAGAGAAAGUCUACCUCAGAGGAGCUGUACCCAAGCCACUGGCCUCACCGUCCUUACCCAGGACAACCAGGACGGCACCUCGGCCUGGGGAGGCUCUCAGCAGGACUCCGCCUGUCGGUAUGAGUCAACAAGGAAUGAGGCAAGACCAGCCACCCAAAUCUGAAAGCCCUAACCCAAACACAGACGGAGCCACUCACACAAGCAGGUACCCCACGGAGGUGAACAACCUCCGGGCCUCUCUGUUAGGACGAUGCCUGGACGGGGACUUUCUGAGGACCACAAUCACUCUGCAGCAGCCCGUGGAGUUGAAUGGAGAGGACGAGCUCGUGUUCACAGUUAUAGAGGAGCUCCCGCACAGCCUUGUCUCAGAUAACGGCCGUCCCUCCAACCUCCUCAGCUUUAACACCAACUGCUUUCCACAGGCUUUAGCUGCUGGCUCUCGUCCGGUCAGCAUCAUCAGUAGUAUUAAUGAUGAAUAUGAUGCUUACACCUCUUUACAAGAAGCUGUGGGACCAGGCACUGAUGUUGGCACUGAACACCAACAAGGUUUGCUUUCCCAACGUGACAAAAAGCAGCCGUCUGUUGGCUCAUGGCUUUGUGAAUCAGCUGAAGGUGAUGGUCUUCAUUCACAAAGCAGGCUUUACCUGAGGGAUAAAACGAUGGACAACGCUGCCCUUCUGAGCUCACCAAGUAUAUUCCAUAAACAGUCGUUCUUACAGCAUGGCAUUAAGAGCUCCUUAAACAACAGUGGUGUCUGUUUUUCAGAGCUGGAAAGCGACCCCGCUACCCCAAACAAACCAUCUUUUACCAAGUGCCCUCCUUCCCCCGAGACAGCCAAAGCAUCUCUGAAAGGCUCUCUGAAGGUGAAAGCCAAUACCCUGAACACAUCAGUGUCAGCACAGAUUCCCCGCCAUGCCACCCAUUCCAGUCUUCCCAGGAAAACCAAGCCUACCUCAUCUUCAGCUGUCGGCUGCAGCAGACAGGAAGGCAGACAGGAUGAUGUUUUGCUUCAGCGAAGCAGUUAUUGUGAUCCCAGAGAGGCGGAGUUUCUUUCUGCAGGUAAGCCAACAAGAAGUGGCAUGACUAACGUUUCCUCCAAGAGGUCCGGAGGGAACAGCAACAGUGUACCUCGCCCACCAAAGACACAGAUGUCUUCUUCAGCUCAGAGAGUUGUUGAUGGCUGUGAGAAGUCCAGCAGCAGGAGAGGAGACACUCUCAUCAAAUUGCCACGACUCACUCGGGGCGCAACAACUCUAGGAACCAUUUCCACCCCCCAAGAAGCUGCAUCAGUGAUCAGUACACUGAGGUUUUCAUCACUGGGAAAAAAGGCAAAUGGACAAAAAAGCAGCACAAAGUCUGGACAGUCGAGUCAAGAACAAAAAUUAAGAAUUGUGCUGUCUCCAAGUGCCUUAAAAACAAGCAGCAACACCGGAAAGUCCUCAGAGGAGGAAGUGCAUGUCAGGCUCAGAGCUGGUUCAUUCAGCCACAGGACAUCCGGCUUAAAAACUGAACACAGUUCUGCAAGGACAUCCUCAAGCCUGAAGACGCAAGGAGCCAAAGCAGAUUCUUCCAGGUACUUUGGGAGUCUUAUGUCUUUGGAAAGGUGCGACACUCCAACCUUAGCUGCGUCCAAACCUGAGCUGUUCAGAGAGAACAGUGGUGCUACAUCUGGAGGAAAUGGCAGAUCCAACAGAUCAGUGCCAAGACUCGGUGAUCCAGCAUCCACCUCCACAUCGGCCUUUCCGUCCCAAGUUCCAGCUGGUGUUUUUGCAGCAACCAGCAAACUGUGGCAGGUCCGCAGUGGCAGCGGAUCAGGAGCAGCAGCUUCUGGUGGACUGAAGCUUCGAAUGCUGUCUGCCAGCAAUUCCAAGAGCCCAAGCUCCUCCCCCAAACCGCCAGAGAAUGUAGCUGGAUGCAACACCAACCUACCUUCCAAUGGCAAGUCCCCAUCUCGCUCUGGAACGGGAGCCAAGACAGGAAAAGGCACCAAUAUGGGCACCAAGCAUGCCAUCGGCAGGGCAGCCAACAGCCGGAUUAGCGAGUUAGUUUCAGGUAGCCAAAGGAGGAUGUUUGGUGGUGGAGGUGGAGUAACAGGAAGCGCCAUCCCUGGCAGCAGGACCGGUAGCAUCACCAGAUCACCCCUCAACGCACCGCUGCCAUCACCUUACAGCAAGAUCACAGCGCCUCGGAGGCCACAGCGCUACAGCAGCGGGCACGGCAGCGACAACAGCAGCAUCCUGAGUGGGGAGCUGCCCCCCGCCAUGGGACGCACUGCCCUUUUUUACCACAGCGGGGGCAGCAGCGGCUACGAGAGCAUGAUCCGAGACAGCGAGACAACCGGCAGCACCUCAUCAGCGCACGACUCUAUGAGUGAGAGCGGAGCAUCCUCAUCAAACAGGAGCCGAGUUUCUAAAUCGCCCAAGAAGAGAGGAAACGGGUUCCUGCGGCGGCGGCUGAUCCCUGCCCCACUGCCGGACACCUCCUCCCUGGGCAGGAAGGUGGGCAGUCAGUGGGUGGACCUGCCCCCGCUGGGCGGCACCCUGAAGGAGCAGUUUGAGAUAAAGGUCUAUGAGAUUGACGACGUUGAGUGUGUGCAGAGGAGGAAGGAGGCACUCAUGGGCUCCGAGCAGACGUUCCACGAUGUUGAGAAGGGUCUGCUCUACUUCAACGCCCAGCUGAGGAUGCUGGAGAAGCGGCAGCAGCAGAUCCAAGAGCUGAAGAGCAAACACGACAGGCUGAAGGCGGAACUGGAGGAGGUCAAGAGCUGGCUGAUGCUCCACCCGAGCAGGUGGAGUGGAGAGUUUGACAUGGACCAGGACCUGGACUGCGAGUCCCAGGAGUACCUAGAGGCUCUGGCUCAGGCCACGGGGGAGCUGGAGUACUGCGUCAACCUGUGCAAGUCCCGCCUCAUGAUGGAGACCUGCUUCGACAUUACCGUGAUGACGGCAGGUGCCGCUGCGCAAGGUAGCCGUCAGGAGGUGGAGGUGUGAGAGGUUUGCCGACUCAUCGACAGGAAGACUGAAGCAGACUUCCUGUCGGAGCAGAGCAACAAACAGCUGAUCAGAGAUCAGAUCUCAGAGGACGCAGCUCUGCAAGUGCCUUCUAUUCAUGAGCUCAACGACUCUGUGAGCUUGUUUGUCAUGGUGUUUUUUAUGGUGCUGAAUUCAUCCAUCAGCAGACCCGAGUUUAGGAAAAAAGAUUCAGCUCCAGCGUGGACUCUGUUCACCUGUAAGCUCCACCCCCGAGCCUCAAACCUGAAGAACCCAGAGCAGGACCAUGGGUUUGAUCCCGGCUCAACCACUUAAACACUCGAAUGGAUGUGAACUAACUCUGAAGCUGGUUUUAGGAAACCGGCUUGUUCACCCCGAGUUCAGCCUGCUCACGUUCUCAGUGACUCAAAAAGAUGUUUCAGCAGGUAAAACAUCUGUGGCAGCAUACAUGAUGACAUCAUCUGCACCGCAGCCAGAACGACAGAGCAGGAAUGGCAUCUAAAUGACAAAUGUACAGACAGACAAAUGCACAUUAAAGGGGACGUGAAACACUGAACACAUAAAGGGUAAUUUACCCAGUGCUUCUGCUCUCACGCUGACACAGAUGUAACUCUGUCUGUGACGCUGGGUUCAAGAAAUCAUAGCAGUUAGCCGUAAUGUACACUUGCAGUGCAGGAGCGCCUGUGUGAGCCAGGUGAUGGUGGUUACCAGCUCAGAGUACCGAGCAGGCCAAUCACCUGAUGCAAUCAGAGCUAUUGUAUCCAAUAAAAUAAUCUCUCUGUUCCCAAACACAUCCUGUAACAGUCACAACAUGCUCAUCACACAACGAUCAGGGUGUCCCAUCAGCACGUCUGCAGGGAAAUCAGGGGUCAAGGAGAAACAAAAGGAAGCGAUGGCACACGUUUUGUUUUUUCCUCACGUCAUCUCUCUGACUGGAUUACUUCAUAUUACAGGUGAGGACCAGCGAAGCCCCAGUAUGGGUAAGGGAGACUGUAAGGUGGGGGACAUGGUGAUGGAUGUCAGGAUUUCUAGUUGUCUUUAAUAUGUUGUGUUUGUGGUUUGAUAUACAUCCUGCCACAUGUUUGGUUGUUUGGAAAAGAGAAUAUUUUAUUACAUAAAAUAGACAUUGUGUGAACAUGUACUUUAACAGCCGAUGGCGUGCUUCGUUGCACCCGGUGUGUCGGUCUGCUGACUCACACAGGCUCUCCUCCACAGUCCUCAUUUAUAAAGUGCUUUACAAACCCCAACAUCAUGGCUAACAGCUGGAUUUUCCUGUUUCAGUGCAGCUAACCAAACAGCAAACAGCCACUUCCUGCUACAGGCACAGACAGUAAAGUGGACACUAUGUAGACCCAGGGUGAGAUCUAAAACCUGCAGGACACUGGCCCUUGAGGCCUGGAGUUGGGGACCCCUGCUCUAUCCAUUCUGUCACUAGUUAGCUAGCAUAAACUAAUGUGAGUCUAUUAGCCAACCACAUGACAUUAUGUGCAUUUCAUGUCCCCUUUAAUCAGGUUAUUAGGGGUGAGGUUGUCCACCAGAAGGCGCUCUGUAGGUUCCCUGUUUGUAAUGCCACAAAUACAACCAUCUGCGUAAAUGCGUAAUCACUGACUUGAUGUGCCAAUAAAACAAGAUCAAAUUUAAACUAUGGUCUCCUCUUGGUAAAUAACAACUCGGAUGUGUUUCUGAAAGAGAACAAUGAUCCGAAGGUAUCCAAUUUUAAAAUCACAAAAUAAAAGCUAGAAUGUCGGUCAGGUGACGUCACGAGUCAUGUGACUGACGAUCGCGAGCUGCCCAUUUUAAGUCGAAGCGUCCAGAACAGGGGUGUCCGUAUAUUGACGUGAAGAAUUACAGUGCAGUUUUUUUCUGUUAGGGAGGAUGUGUUUGUUAUUGAGUGUAAUGUAAAAAUAAGUUCUUUAAAAAGCCAAAAAUGAUUUAAUAUGAAGGCAAUAUGAGCAGAGAGUGCAUUUUUAUUUUGUUAAAUAUGAACAAAAUGAUAGCACAAGUGCUGCCACGUGUCUGGCCAGAAAGAGAGGGCCAAUGUGUUUAUUUGGUAGUUCAAUGAAAGACUUUAGUUAGUUAAGAGUGAGGAAAAGAAUUUGCGUUCACGUUUGCAGUUUUGUCUUGUUAUAGACUAUCUGAAAUUUUAAAAACCAAACAAACAAAACACUACAUUUUCAGAAAUAUUUGUGGGUGUUUUCUUGUUCGUUUCUUUUUUACUACUUGAACACUAAAGUGGCCCUCCAAUGAGAUGACGGUGCCAGGAGUGGCCCACAGCUCAUUUAAGUUUGAGACCCCUGGUCCAGAAGAACACUGAUGUGUAAAACCUGCAGAUCUCUGACUGAAGCCCUUCCAAAUUAUCAACUAUCAGUCACUUGUGGUUGCCUGAUCAAUGGUCUGCGGCCACGUUUAUGCACACUCACUUCCUGUUGGACCCUGAAACAUUAGCUUGUCAUGAUCCAUCCGAAUCUUUUCUCUUCCACGAGUUCUACAGCCAUCUGAAGAUGUCUCUGAAACUCCAAACUGUCCCCAAACGCUUUCUCAGACAGAACGAAGAACAUCAAACUCUGAGCUCCAAACAUGGCCCCACCUCCAAACACAGUAUACUCUCUGAAGAAUACAAAAUAAAAGCGUGGCGACUGAAGUUCAGAGUCAGCUGUGAGGAUGUAAAAUUUCAGAUUUCCAUCACAUGUGUGACGUGCAGCAGGAACUGACACGCUCAGACUCAGACUCAGUCCGAAGAGAGCAGAUGAUGUUUCCCGUCUCAGGCUCUUUCUGAAGUGGCUGCAUGAAGCAUCGUUCUGCAUUGUGCUCUUGUUUUUGUUCGUCAGGUUUCCUGUUUUUCGUUAAAUUGAUGAAAUCGCUGUGCUGAUGUGACGUGUUAACUGUCAGUUAACGUGUUAACUGUUUCCUUUUCUUUGUUUUUGUACUGUACAGUUUUCUAACUAUUUGUAAAAAAAGAGGAGUGGGUGGGUUGGCGCAGAGGCAGCGUCAGGAACAUGAAUAAAGAUUCAAAGAUUUCAUCUCA
This is a messenger RNA of Oreochromis niloticus (Nile tilapia), 10096 nucleotides long. RefSeq names its product kinesin family member 26Aa (gene kif26aa). NCBI's taxonomy places the organism in Eukaryota, Metazoa, Chordata, Actinopteri, Cichliformes, Cichlidae. The coding region runs from base 2146 to 7071 and encodes 1641 amino acids. Gene Ontology annotation, biological process: microtubule-based movement. The transcript has 13 exons. Gene Ontology annotation, molecular function: ATP binding; microtubule motor activity; microtubule binding. The record is from RefSeq and is a predicted model, not a curated record.